AUGAAGGGACUCAUUCUUGUCGGUGGCUAUGGCACCCGUCUUCGACCUCUCACCUUGAGUGUUCCCAAGCCCCUGGUCGAGUUUGCCAACAAGCCCAUGAUUGUGCACCAAAUUGAGGCGCUGGUCGCAGCUGGUGUUACUGACAUCGUCCUCGCUGUCAACUACCGACCCGAGGUCAUGGAGAAAUUCCUAGCAGAGUACGAGGAAAAGUUCGGCAUCAACAUCGAAUUCUCCGUCGAGACUGAGCCUCUCGACACCGCCGGACCCCUGAAGCUUGCUGAGCGUAUUCUCGCCAAGGACGACUCUCCCUUCUUCGUCCUCAACUCUGAUGUUAUUUGCGACUUCCCCUUCGAGGACCUCCUGGCCUUCCACAAGAACCACGGCAACGAGGGUACCAUUGUCGUUACCAAGGUUGAGGAGCCCUCCAAGUAUGGUGUCGUUGUCCACCAGCCCGGGCACCGCUCUUUAAUUGAUCGAUUCGUCGAGAAGCCCGUCGAGUUCGUUGGUAACCGUAUCAACGCUGGUCUCUACAUCUUCAACACCUCCAUCCUUGACCGUAUCGAACUUCGCCCGACUUCGAUCGAGAAGGAGACCUUCCCCGCCAUGGUCAAGGACAACCAGCUCCACUCUUUCGACCUUGAGGGUUUCUGGAUGGAUGUCGGUCAGCCCAAGGAUUUUCUCAGCGGUACAUGCUUGUACCUUUCUUCCCUCACAAAGAAGGGCAGCAAGGAACUCACCCCUCCCAGCGAGCCUUUCGUUCACGGCGGAAACGUCCUGAUCGACCCCUCAGCCAAGAUUGGCAAGAACUGCAGAAUCGGACCCAAUGUCACUAUUGGCCCCAACGUUGUUAUCGGCGAUGGUGUCCGUCUGCAGCGAUGUGUCCUGCUCAAGGGAUCCAAGGUCAAGGACCACGCCUGGGUCAAGUCCACCAUUGUUGGUUGGAACAGUACUAUCGGUCGAUGGGCCCGUCUCGAGAACGUAACAGUUCUUGGUGACGAUGUCACUGUCGGCGACGAGAUCUACGUCAACGGUGGCAGCGUUCUUCCCCACAAGUCUAUCAAGGCCAACGUCGACAUUCCUGCCAUCAUCAUGUAA
Molecule: messenger RNA, 1095 nt
Organism: Fusarium poae
Lineage: Eukaryota; Fungi; Ascomycota; Sordariomycetes; Hypocreales; Nectriaceae
Gene: MPG1
Product: mannose-1-phosphate guanyltransferase
Exons: 4
Coding region: 1-1095 (364 amino acids)
Biological process (GO): cell wall mannoprotein biosynthetic process; GDP-mannose biosynthetic process
Cellular component (GO): cytoplasm
Molecular function (GO): mannose-1-phosphate guanylyltransferase (GTP) activity; GTP binding
Source: RefSeq, a predicted model, not a curated record